AUGUUUGGGUCUCGCAAGUUCUACGUCUCGCUCUUCGGGGCUCUGGCGUGGUCAAGUACUGCUGCUGACACUGCACUCUCGAUCGUUGAGGUAGCGUCUAUCUCUACCACACAAGCGUCUCUUCUUCACAUUGCCGCCGCAGCAAGUGCGCUGGAUGUUGUGUCUUUGUGCUGCAUCGGGUUUUACGUGGUUCAAUAUGCACGACGAAGAGACAGUUUCAUGGAGCGAUCAAUUCAAGCGAGGAAAGCAUUGGUCGGAGUCAGUGUCGUUCUGUCCGCUACUGCAUUGGCCGUAUCGCUUGCCCUCAUCAUCUCUAUCAGAUCGAAAUGGAACGAGGUCUUGAGCACCUCGUCAUCAGGACCCAUCUCUAACUGGGAAGGGUUAUUCGCUGGUCAUGUCAUCGUCUGGGCGAUUUCCUGCUUCAAUCAAAUUGUGCUAUACUCCUCGGUUUUCUGGAAGCGCCAUACUCCAGAGCUCCAACCGAUCACCGUCUCCGGCCCCAGGGAUUCGGUCAUGUCAGAAAUGCGAAGCGCCACACCAAACAGAAACCUGUUUACCAUGGAGCCCGCCCAUCCAUCUUCCCCAACCUUCUCCAGCCGUUCAUCGCAGUCGCUCAGGUCCUUCCGGGAAUCCGUUCGUCACGCUGUCCGACCCGUUACCUCCCGCACAACCUUGAUCAGCCGACCCUCUUUCAAUCGCGACACAAGGAGUAUCUAUUCUGACGCUCACUCAAUCGACAAUGUAUCCCACUCAGAUGGCUUCGACAGCUGGGACACUAGCAGCGUUGGUCUCCAGGCUCGAGAUGCUGUGAUGCAGACAGCCCCGUCGAAGGGCACACCUCUGGAGCCUAUCCCGGGCAGUCGAUCAGUCACUCCCGCACGCGCUCUGGAUGGCCCUUUCCUCCCUGAAAUUGACGAGGAGCUGUCCGAAGAAGACCUUGUUGCCCCACGCAUGAUCCCAGACAUUUCAAGACCACCCAGUCCUGCCGUCAGUGAGGCACACAUCCAUCCCCUCUUUAGGACAGAGAGUCCGAUCCCGCCGCCAGAGGCCACACCUGGCACAAGCAUCGUCGCCAGCCCUUUGGCUGACCAACUCAUCACAUGUCCGGCAAGACCAUACCAGCGCAUGCGAUCGAACAGCAACUUGCGUAACAACACCACAAGUCCCAGUCCUUUGACCUCUGCACAAAGCCUCCGAGGCCGCACGAUCAGUCCUCACGCAGGACCCAGGACACCCUCGCCUCCUAGCAGGGAGAUGACACCCCCCAUCCCCGACUUCAUUCUCAACUCGUCGCCGAGUAGCAGCAUGAGCGGCUCACGAAAGGUCAGCCUCCGGACCUCACCUGAUCGAUGA
Ascochyta rabiei is the source of this 1353-nucleotide messenger RNA. RefSeq lists its product as uncharacterized. The transcript has a single exon. The record is from RefSeq and is a predicted model, not a curated record. NCBI's taxonomy places the organism in Eukaryota, Fungi, Ascomycota, Dothideomycetes, Pleosporales, Didymellaceae. The coding region runs from base 1 to 1353 and encodes 450 amino acids.